AUGGCCCAGGCAUCGCCAUUCGACAUACCCUUCGACGAGCUCCCCAACCCUCGCCAAGUGUGGAUUGGCACUCCCGGGAGCGCGGAGGAGGGCUUGGGAAAGCUCGCUCUUUUGACCCCAACGGUAGUGGCAGAAGCAGCAGGAGAAAUAAAGACGGGCAAUCGGGUGACUCUUGGCUGGGAGAUGACAAAGCUGGAACUGGCUAAUUUGAAUCGGCAACCUUGUCAGCAUCAUAUCAUCUCUCUUUUAGAUGGCCUUGCUUUUGAUGAUGUUUACAUCAUGAACCCCCAACAAAGCAGUCAAUGGGACGGACUUCGUCAUUUUUCACAACAUGUACCUUCUACCGAUGGCAAGGAAGCAAAACGAGUGUUCUACGGAGGCACCACCGCCGGUGAGAUUCUUAAUCGAUCAAAUAAUCGCAUAGGGAUACAAUACUGGGCUCGCCAAGGAAUUACAGGUCGCGGAGUUCUAAUUGAUUAUGCCUCCUAUGCCGCAAAAAAGGGGAUGAAAUACACCACCUUUUCAACCCAUCAAAUCCUCCUAUCGGAGAUCUUAGAUAUCGCAAAUGAAUGUAACCUGACAUUUAAACGCGGAGACAUCUUAUUUAUCAGAAUUGGGGUGACCAAUGAGUGGGACAACCUUAUGACUGAUGAUCAAAAACGGGCGUACUCGGUGGAUCCCAAACCCGAACAUGCGGGCGUUGAAGCUACGACUGAGAUGCUCCGGUGGUUAUGGAACACGGGCUUUUCCGCCGUUGCAGGUGACGCGAUCAGCUGGGAGGUCUAUCCCCCCCAGAACCCUGAAAUAUUCCUUCAUGAAUAUUUGCUUGCUGGAUGGGGAGUUCCAAUUGGGGAGCUAUUCGACCUUGAAGGUCUCUCGCGCACAUGCCAAGAGCUAGGGAGAUGGAGCUUCUUCCUCUCGUCGGUGCCUCUCAAUAUGCCCGGUGGUGUCUCUUCUCCACCAAACGCAAUCGCGAUUUUUUGA
This is a messenger RNA of Paracoccidioides brasiliensis Pb18, 984 nucleotides long. RefSeq lists its product as uncharacterized. The transcript is spliced from 5 exons. Gene Ontology annotation, molecular function: arylformamidase activity. The coding region runs from base 1 to 984 and encodes 327 amino acids. The record is from RefSeq and is a predicted model, not a curated record.